GUGGCGUUUAAAACUGACAGUCCAGUAGGUCCAACACCAUAAACACAGAUGGCAGUACCAUGUUUCGUCGCGUAGGGGUAAUGUCCAAAAGUUUACAUAAACUGCAGCGAAUGAGCGAGAAUAGUCCCAAAACAUACACCCAAUUGGACUCGGCUGUUAUUACUGUUAAUUUUCUUUUUUGAAAUUACAGGCAAAGGCGGUAAAAGAGCUGUUUUGUGAAACUUUCUCGGUAACAUUAAGAGUAUAUAAAACCUGAGCCUGGUCCCCCGAGUGGCUGCGAAGGGUAGAACAGUCCAGUAGGCAGACGGGCUGGACUGAACCCAAAAUACGCGCAGAAAGCUGACAACUGCAAAACAACUUUGCAGCCGAAAUAAUUAAAUUAAGUUUACCGGUAAACAAUGUGACCAAGCGUGAAGACCACCUCUGUGAGGACCUUCGCGAAUAACGCAUGACAGCGAACUUUGCUCGCUGCGAGAGGCGCACUGCACCAUGGCAUCCCAGCCGAGCGCACAUACUGAAGAGAGGAACCUUCUUCGCCGCCGAGCAUGGGAACAAAGAAUCCAAGAAACCAGCCAAACCAAAGAAGUUAAUGCUGAAAAUGCGCCACUCUUUGCAGAACCGUACAAGACGAACAAAGCGGAUGAGCUCUCUGAUCGAAUCCAAAGGAUGCUGGGCAGUUACGAAGAUGUGAAUAAUCCUGUGCCUUCUUCACAGGAGGCUUUACCCAUUCCUUCCUACGUUUCCUUAUCUCAGUCAGAUCAGAACCAGCCAGUUGCAGAACAAUCAAACAAAACUCUUUCCCACAACCAGGACCUUCACAUGUCUACUACCCAACAAAGCCAGAAAGGGACAUCUAAUAGUGUUUACUCCUCAUCUCCAAACCACCGUGGACAUUCAUCUAGAUUUUCAGCUGCGCCUUCGACCCACAGUCAGUUGAGUCGCUUAGGACAUCAUAUAAAGGAGAGUGAAGUCUUCCCAGAUCUCAGAGGGGCAGUCAGCCUUCCCCAGGAAGUGUCUGCCCCCUCUCCAGAUACUAAGCUUCUUCCGGUCCUACAUUCCUGUGACCACAAUACUAACACGGACACGAGGGACACGUUCAAAAGGGAUCAGCUUCAAGGGUCUCCAGAUCUUUCCUCAGGGUUGACUGGCAGUGUGACUGUUUUUACAUUGAACAGCAGGCUUUCACCUAUAAAUCCACCCCAAGCCAAGACCAACACACUGCCCUCCCAGACCUUUCCUUCUCUGCUGUCGUCCAAGCAGGCUGGGCUAGUCAUGACCCAGAAGCCAACGGCCUAUGUGCGACCCAUGGAUGGUCAGGACCAGGUGGUCCAGAAGUCACCUGAGCUGAAGCCAUCGCCAGAGCAUUAUGCGCCAUUACCAGAGCUGAUCAACAAAACGGACAUUGCCAAAACAAUGAAAGUGCCUCAAUUCUUUGAGACUCCAUCUGAUGAAGUUCUGUGUGUGGAAGAUAUCUUAAGGGAAAUGACUCAGCCAUGGCCCCCUCUGCUGACGGCGAUACACACGCCAACCUAUGAACCACCCAAGUCUCAAAUCCCAGCCAAGGAAGCAGAACAAGUCUCAUCGUGUCCAGAGCAAAAAAGCCUUGAAUUCUCCAGUAAAGAUUCAUCUCAUUACAACCGGCUGAACUCCUCAAAUUCCUUUGAAGCCGCACAUUCCAGUGAUGCAGAGAUGAGGAGCUCCAGUGACAGCAGCUCAGAGUCAGACGACAUUUCCAUUAAAGAGCCUCCAAAACCUCCAGAGAGCAAACUAGUUGAAACAGAGCCUGAUGCUCCAGCAGCAAGCGAUCGGGACUGGCAGCUGGGAGAGCGGGUGAGCCCCCAUCAGCAGACCUUCAGCACUGAUCGUCAGACCCCCAAGCAGACCAGUGCAGACGCCAGUGAGGAAUCAAAGUCUUUUUCUCAGCAAAAAGCGCUCACAGACAACAUGGCUGCUACUCAGCAGAGCAGUGAAAGCGUCCAAGAUGCCUCUUUCAGUCAGAACAAUGGCAAAAAAAGCCUUUCUGAUGGAGGGAGCCUCAACAGUACAAGGAGACUUUCAAAGCCUUCAGCGGCAGGGGGCCCAAAUCGCACUGAAACAGCACUCGGCGUUAAGUCUGAGGAACUCGCAACCCCAAAGACGGAGCAACAUUUCACACACAAUCCCAAAGUAAAAUCAAAAACAAUGGAACACAGAAAGGAAACUAAAAGAGAUGCUAAAAGAACUACAUACGCCAAACAUAAGAAGGCUGGAUCGGAAGUCGCGCCUGCGCUGCAUGGUAGCUGUCCAACCUGUGGUGUUCAUCAUCCUAAAUCCUGCUGCUGCUCGGCUCAGAGCCCCGCCCAGCCUGCUGCUCCAGUCAGAGUCAGCUGUCCCAAAAACAAUACAGAGACCAAGGUGCCUCACAAAUCAACCCACAAGCAUUCACAUAAGGCCUCUCAGGCAGCAAAGGGUUGGUGGGACCAAUACCAGCCUCCUAAAUCCCUGCUGGUGAGGAUUGAUAUCGGUCUGCUCUCAAGAGUCCCCCUGAAAUCCAGUAAUAAUAAAGGGAUUUCCAGCAAUGCAAAGAGACCAGCACUGGCCAUAGAGAAGGAUGUAGCGAGCAGAGAGUCCUCUAAAGCACACAGACCUGGAAAAAGCAAUAGAAAGUCUCAAAAUGUCGAGACUAAAAGUCCACCCAAGAAGAAACUUAAGUUGGAAAACCGGAAUACCUCAUUAAGUCGUGCUUCUGUGAAAGUAGAGAGUUCCAACAAACCAGACAAGGACCAAAAGAAUGCUAAGAAAACAUCUCAGGACCUGGCAACAUCCAAAGACACCACUAAAGCUCCAAAGGUACAGAAUCCCUGUUCGGCAAUGGUACUGAAGACCAGUAAGGAGAAUCCCAAUGGUAAGGACUCCAACAAGCACAAGACAAUUAAAGGAAAACACCCACAACCCUCACUUCAUAAAAAGUGUCAGGCCAAGACCCCAAAGAGCGGUCUUGAUAUGCCGUCAAAUUUAAAGCCCCAAAGAGGAGCUGUGAGCAACAGAUCCUUGCUGAAUUUUGACAAGAGGCAGUAUCCAGUGAACCAUUACAUAAAAGAGGCAAAAAAACUGAAGCACAAGGCAGACGCUGAGCAGGACAAGCUUAGUAAAGCUUUCACCUACUUGGAGGCAGCCAUGUUCUUUGUUGAGAGUUGCAUUGCCAUGGAGAAAGAUCCACAGAUUUCAGGGUCUUCCUACACGAUGCUUGCAGAGACGGUGGAGCUGCUCAAAUUUGUUCUGAAACUUAAAAACCCAGUGGACUCAUCAGCUGCACCCCCAGAAAAUGACUUUUUAGCUUUAUGUUUAAAGUGCCAGUCUCUUCUUCACAUGGCCAUGUUUCGCCACAAACAAAAAACUGCAACAAAAUUGUCAAAGACUCUUACGGAUCACUUUCAAAACUUCGCUCAGGUGUCACGCAAACAGCCCUCCUCAGCAAAGCUAGCAGAAAACCCAUCCCCCAGCGUGCCGUCUCCAGCCAGCUCCAGCUCAGGUACCGGUUCGAACCACAGCGGCUCCGGGAUCGCUGCAGUCGGCAGCACUGUGGUGAUUCCUCAAGACAUAGAGCAAGUGGCCUUUUCCUACGUCAACAUCACCACGUUAUUUCUAAGUGCUCAUGACAUCUGGGAGCAGGCAGAGGAAUUGGCAUUAAAAGGCAGCGGUGUGCUCACAGAGCUGGAUGCCUCCAUGGGCCCACUGAGACUGAUGUCAAAUAUGAGCUUCAUGGUCCGCUACAUCAGGCAAGGUGUCAGCUGGUUAAGGCUGGACAGCCAUAAGCUUUGAUGCUGGACGCCUACGCUCUCAGACUUCUCUGCAUGUUUAUGCCUCUGACAUCACCUUAUUUCAUUAACAAAGUGGAUGGCAGAUGGCUGUGGAGGUGGCUCAGGAGAAAAUUCUCAUUUUCUCUCAAGGACAAAGACAUCUGCUUUCAUAUGCAUCAUGUGUAUUUUUAUUAUUAUUUUUGUGUUUGUGUGUGGGUGUGUGUGUGUGUUGUAAACAAACAUGGAAGGAAGCAAAUCAGAUAUUGCCAAAAGUGCCAUUUUGGGGCUCUGUGAAUUUGCCCUCUUAAAAUCAUCUGCUUGUGGUCCAAGUAUUGUGAGCUUUAUUGUUCCUUUUUUCACAACUUUUGUUAGUAUUACGAUCUCUGAAGAGAUGGUAAUUAGAAAACCAGGGCACUUAACUCACACCAACCUCCAGUUGUCUCUGCUAGCAUCAUGUUCUUUGUUUCAUUGUGAAACUUCGGCUUGACCUGAUGACCUGUGACCCAACGAAGUUUGUUGCAAUAGUGCCACACACUAUAAAUUGGUCUUUAAUUUAUUAUUUUAGCUAAACGUUUGGCUGGGGUUCUGCAUUUUGUUUAUGUGCAAUAGUCAAAAGCGGUGGAUAACGGUAAUCAGGUGCCUUACUGUGAAUUAGAGGAGGCCUGCCUAUAGUUUGGUCCUUGUCAAACACUGUAAGGCGCAGAAAGCUCUGUGGAACAAGUGCAGCUGGAGUGUUAGUGGCAUAAACCAGUUCUUCUUCUUUGUCUUAAUUUGUUCUGCUGCUGACAAAAGUUGGUGUACAUAAUGAAGAUGACGUUUUCUCUGGUUGAUUGUGAUCUCACUGUUGCGGUGUUGGGUUCAUCUGGCCAAAUCUAAGAAAGAUUCUCCGUGUAAACUAUAGAAAUUGUUUUGAUGAAGAAACUUCUUAUCUCUGUUGUUCCUCCUGUCGGUUCAGGCCAGGAAGAGAUCCUUACAGUUUGAUUGUGGAAACAACUUUGAAGUUCAGCCAAAACUUGGCUUGUUUUGGUACAUCAUAGUUCCUCUCUUAUAAAAUCAAAAGUCAUAUCAAAAUCUUGCUUUGUGUUUCCAUGUGCACAAGCACCUUAGCAGCUGUUGGUUGUAAAAUUUCAAUUUGAUCGAAAUACUCAUUAUUGAUGACGGACGAUGAACAUUCUCACUAGAUUUUAGUUGAACUUUGAAGACACUUAACAGAGAGAGUUUUCUGGAUUUUGAACACCAAACUUUUAUAUAAAGUUGCCUUUACAGCCCAGAAGAAAUUUUACAUCUGUUCAGAUAAAAUGAUUCAAAGAGGUAAAUUUAGUUCUAUAAUUUCAUAGUUUUGGACAUUAGCCAGGCUUUUGCUGCAGUCAUUUCCAUUUAUUUUGAUGUUUUGCCAUAUUUCCCAUAUUCUAUAGAGCUGCAACAUCCCACCUAAAUAUGUGAGAGGUGGACAAUUUAGGAAAUAAUGCAGUUUUUUUUUUCUCAACAUUUGCAUUUUGAUAGUAAUUUAUUUUAGGUAUAUCUGCUUGGCGAAGGCCAUGCUAAACUGGCUGGACUGUGCUUGUUUGACUCAAAGCAAUAACAUGUUUUGUUAUUACAAUUUUUUUUAUUUAUAUGCAAGGGAGAUGUUUUUGGUAUGACAUGCUGAUAGGGAAGGUCUAGACUAGCGUAGGAAUAGCACUUGGCAUCUCUUAACUUAAUUGUUCCUAGCUUUAUUACUUUCAGCUAUGCAAUUAAUAUUUUUUAGUUAAGAACAGAGUGCCAUCUAAUCGGGAGCUAUUUUUUUUACGUUAGAACCUUCAGCAGGAUGUCAUUCAAAUAAGCUUUACAGUUUGGGAUGGAUGGAUGUCUACCCUGCUCACGAAGGGAAACUGCAACGUUCGAUACUUUGUUUUUUCCUGUUCAGAUCCUGUGGCUCUAAUUUCAUCAUUUGUUUUUGCUGCUUAAUUUAUAAAUUAUAUUGUAACUAAUUGUCCAAUUGUGUUUUGACUGGAAACAAAAUCUUCAGACCAGUUUUUGAAAAAUGUUUCUUUUUCAUUUCGUGAAAAUUUGUGAAACUGUGUUGCAGUGUGCAAAGAUGAAUAAAUACUGGAAACUAAA
Molecule: messenger RNA, 5879 nt
Organism: Xiphophorus hellerii (green swordtail)
Lineage: Eukaryota; Metazoa; Chordata; Actinopteri; Cyprinodontiformes; Poeciliidae
Gene: aff1
Product: AF4/FMR2 family, member 1
Exons: 19
Coding region: 490-3801 (1103 amino acids)
Biological process (GO): regulation of gene expression
Cellular component (GO): super elongation complex; nucleus
Source: RefSeq, a predicted model, not a curated record